Molecule: messenger RNA, 441 nt
Organism: Nelumbo nucifera (sacred lotus)
Lineage: Eukaryota; Viridiplantae; Streptophyta; Magnoliopsida; Proteales; Nelumbonaceae
Product: cytochrome c oxidase subunit 5C
Source: RefSeq, a predicted model, not a curated record
AUUACUUGCAGUUCAGAAGCAGAUGGCGGCCCAUAAAAUUGCUCAUGCUACCUUGAAAGGACCUAGUGUGGUGAAGGAGAUAUGCAUUGGGAUCACUCUUGGUUUACUAGCAGGCGGAAUGUGGAAAAUGCAUCACUGGAAUGAGCAGAGGAAAGUAAGAGCAUUUUAUGACAUGCUAGAGAAAGGUGAAAUUAGUGUUGUUGCAGAAGAGUAACGUUUUCUGCAUCCGAUCAUGUUGAUGCUUUAACAAUAUUUGGUUUCGUCAGUCCUUUUAAUUUCAACAAAUGAUAUUUAAGAUGCAAAUCAAGCAUACUUUCUUGGUUUUGGUUUUGAGGGAAAUAAAUUUCUGGUGAUGAAAAACAUGUGAACUAUAUUUGUUGAACUUCUUCUGGUAUUAUUGUGAACCAURCUUGUUGGACAUGUCCAACUAUUCUUCUUGUU